AUGGCGGAGACCAGUAAAAAGAAAAUAGUAAUUGCUGGAAUUGCUUCAAUUCUUCUAGUUGCUUGUGUUGUUGGUGUUGCCGUUACGUUUACAAAAAAAAAUGAUGAUUCAACCUCUAACGGGGGCGAAAUUUCGAGUUCUAGCAAAUCCGUACAAGCCAUGUGUCAACCUACGCAAUAUAAAGAAGCAUGCGAAAAAUCACUUGGAUCGGCUAAAAAUACUAGCGAUCCAAAAGAGUUGAUUAAAACCGCAUUUGAUAAUACUAUGACUGAAAUUUCAAAUUCAAUUAAAAAUUCAGCUCCAUUUAAGGAAGCUGCAAAUGAUCCAAGGACUAAGAAUGCUUUAAAAGUUUGUGAUGAAGUUCUUGACCGUUCGAUCGAAGAGUUCAAGAGAUCUUUUUCACAAAUUGACAGUAAUGACCUUAAUAAAUUGAUUAAAGAGUAUAUCUAUGAUGUUAGGUCAUGGCUUAGCUCUGCUGUUACAUUUGAAGAGACUUGUAUAGAUGCAUUCGCUAACACGACUGGUGAUACUGGUGAGAAAAUGAAGAGUAUCUUGAAAACUGCUAGCGAGUUGUCAAGUGUUGCACUUGAUAUUGUUAGUAGCUUUGAGGAACAAAUGGCUGGGUUGCAAGGCCUAGGUAUCGCUAACAGACGAUUGUUGGUCGCGGAAGCAGGCAACCGAAGGCUCCUUCAAAUUGCAACCCUCAAGCCCAAUGUUGUGGUGGCUCAAGAUGGUAGUGGACAACACAAAUCAAUCAAUGAAGCUCUUAAAACAGUUCCCCCAAACAAUGCUCAACCCUAUGUCAUCUUCAUCAAGGCUGGUAUUUACAAUGAAAAUGUUGAAGUUGCCAAUACAAUGACCAAUGUUGUUUUCAUUGGUGAAGGCUCAAACAAGACCAAAAUUACUGGCAACAAAAAUUAUCUUGAUGGUCUCCCAAUCUUCCUUACUGCCACUGUUUCAAUCUCCGGACAGGGAUUCAUGGCUAAGGAUAUCGGAUUCGAGAACUCAGCAGGACCUUUGAAAAAAGAAGCUGUCGCACUCCGUGUUUCAGCUGAAAUGAUAGUAUUCCAGAACUGUCAAAUUGAUGGUUACCAAUCAACACUUAUGGCUCAUGUUGGCAGACAAUUCUAUCGCGAUUGUACCAUCUCAGGAACCAUAGAUUUCAUCUUUGGAGACGCGGUGGCUGUGUUCCAGAAUUGUAAGAUAAUCGCGAGGAAACCUGAGGAGAUGCAGACACAGGCUAUCACAAUCGCAGCUCAGGGAAGGAUGCAACUAUUCGGAACAGGUCAGUGA
This is a messenger RNA of Solanum tuberosum (potato), 1293 nucleotides long. RefSeq names its product probable pectinesterase/pectinesterase inhibitor 21. The coding region runs from base 1 to 1293 and encodes 430 amino acids. The record is from RefSeq and is a predicted model, not a curated record. The transcript is spliced from 3 exons. NCBI's taxonomy places the organism in Eukaryota, Viridiplantae, Streptophyta, Magnoliopsida, Solanales, Solanaceae. Gene Ontology annotation, biological process: cell wall modification. Gene Ontology annotation, molecular function: pectinesterase activity; enzyme inhibitor activity.